GCUGGCUGAAAGAGCAGCAGGACCAUUGCUAACUCAGUGUGGGCAAGGACUGCGAGAACUAAGAAGGCGCUCCUGGCUGGCCGCUGGGACUGAGCCCAAGAUGGUUGCCAGCAGGGAGCAAAGCAGGAGCUCAUGGCUGGCUGCUGGGAGUGAGUAAGGACUGAGCUCAGGGAGGGCUGCAAGAAGACAGGGAGGAAGCCCUUGGGGGUAUGGCCCCAUAUCAGGGCUGGGAUGAGUUAAAGACUGUAUACCCCAGAAGGGGUUUGCUCUGUUUCACAUUCAGACACUGCAUGUGACUCGGCUGGAGGGCUGAGUCACUGAAAAACCUCCUGAGAAACCACUGAUGGGUCACCAUAAACUGAGACUGCAGACACACCUGACCAGAAGGGGGUGUUUGCGAGAGGUCACCACCACCACAGCAAUCGGAUCUGUUUGGGCUGACUGUGCAGACCCUGGUUCCUCCACAACUCGGCUUCCCGGCCAGCUCGGUCCCGCUGCAAAGGGGGGCGCGACACUCUGAAAGGAGGGCUCCAGGAUCAUCUCGUCGCCUGAGAAACUAGCUCAGCAAGAAAAGUGUCUCCCACGCAAGAAAGCAAGAGCAUGACGGGCCUCAGCUGCCUCUCAGUGAGGAGAUAGCAGGCCGUUUCCCUUCCGCUGGGGUGCCGUCUGCUGUGCCUCUCAGGGGCUAGGCAGCAGAGGCUGGAUCAUGUCUGCCCUUCUUCGUCUGAGGCACCUUUUGGAGGGGGUCUGGCUGCUCAGCCCAUCAUGCCUGGCCUGUUUCUGACCUGGGAUAGAUAGGGCUCCCCUUGAUCCAACGCUGUAACUGCUCCCCAUUGCAUGUCUGUGCACAGCGAGUCUGGGUCCAGCAUUCCCCACCGCUUGCCCAGCGGCAGUAGAUGAGAGAGAAUUUGCUGUAACCCAAAAUCUGAGAGGUGGGCUUGCCCCUAGGCCGCCAUGAGUCAAAGCACCAGCUCGCGCCUGGCAGACUCCCCUCAGCUCUCCAGAGCCAGCCUCCUCAACAUCCUCGGCAGCCCCCAGCCCGAGACGAUGAGCCUGCAGGACUCCAUGCCCCCCACCCCGAAGAGUGGCACGCCCUCGCCGGGGCCGCCCCAGCUCCCCCUGCUGGGCGCCGUGUGUCUGGAUGGGGACUGGGAGAGCCGGGAGGAGCUCCGGCUGCGGGAGCUGGAGGAGGCGCGGGCCCGGGCGGCCCAGAUGGAGAAGACCAUGCGCUGGUGGUCGGACUGCACCGCCAACUGGCGGGAGAAGUGGAGCAAGGUGCGGGCGGAGCGCAACAAGGCCCGGGAGGAGGUGCGCCAGCUGCGGCAGAAGCUGGAGACCCUGACCAAGGAGCUGACCAGCCUCAAGCGGGAGCGGCAGGAGGUGCUGAACGAGAACGAGCAGCUCGGCAAGGAGGUGGCGCGGCUGAAAGGGGAGGGCGAGGAGGAGCGGGAGAAGGAGCUGGACAACAGGGUGGCCUCAGAGAAGGAGAACGAGGGCUCCCAGGAACAGGAACCCGUGCGGGAUGUGGGCUCCGAUAAGCUGAGUAAAAACAAGGAGUUCGAGCUGAUGGAAAACCUCCUGAAGAGCAAACAGGACGGGCCCGAGUGCUGGGACCAGCGGAGCUCAGUCAGCAUCCGGACGUCCUUCACCCGCCCGGAGAGGAACCGGCUGCUCUGGGAGGACAUGAGCGUCAUCGAGGAAGAUGCCACCAAAGUGACUGCACUGAAGCUGAGGCUGGAUGAGUCCCAGAAAGUGUUGCUCAAGGAGCGGGAGGACAAGCUGUCGCUCAGCAAGAACAUCGAGAAGCUGGAGGGCGAGCUCAGCCAGUGGAAGAUCAAGUACGAGGAGCUGAACAAAAACAAGCAGGAAGUGCUGAAGCAGCUAAACAUCCUGAAGGAGCUCCACCAGGAUGAACUAGGGCGGAUUUCGGAGGACCUGGAGGACGAGCUGGGGGCUCGCUCAAGCAUGGACAAGAAGCUGGCGGAGCUGCGCACGGAGAUGGAGCGGCUGCAAGCGGAGAACGCGGCGGAGUGGGGGAAGCGCGAGCGCCUGGAGACAGAGAAGCUGAACCUGGAGCGGGAGAACAAGAAGCUGCGGGCGCAGAUUGAGGACCUGGAGGAGGUGCUGGCCCGGAAGCGCCGGCAGACGGCCAGCGCGCUGGACACUGACCUCAAAACCAUCCAGGCCGAGCUCUUUGAGAAGAACAAGGAGCUGGCCGACCUGAAGCACAUUCACAGCAAGCUGAAGAAGCAGUGCCAGGAGAAGGCGGCCGAGCUGGCGCACGCCAACCGCCGGGUGGAGCAGCACGAGGGGGAGGUGAAGAAGCUGCGUCUGCGGGUGGAGGAGCUGAAGAAGGAGUUGGGCCAGGCUGAGGAUGAGCUUGAUGAAGCCCAUAACCAGGCACGGAAACUGCAGAGGUCCCUGGAUGAGCAGACAGAACAAAGCGAGAAUCUCCAAGUGCAGCUGGAGCACCUGCAGUCCAGGCUCCGCAGACAGCAGAACGCGCCGCUCUUUGGGAAGAUCCGGAGCUCCCGGUUUGGCCCCGACGACCCUGACGACGGGACCAGUGACCUGGAUGAAGACGAAGAUCUACAGAUCCAGGUUCCUUAGUGCCUGGCGCGCAGGGCCAAUGAGACUGUGGCUGGAGGAGAAGGAAGUGGCAGGCUGGACGCUUGGGGAGGAUAAUACCGGCAGGAGCCUGCUCCAUGGGCCGCACACGCUCCCUGUCCCAGGCCUCAGCAUCGGCAGUCAGACAAGCCAAGAGCCGGCAAAGGACGCGUGCGGAUAGAGCCUCUGGCCCUGCUGGCCUGUGUCACCACCAGUCAUGGGGGGUGCUAGAGGGAAACCCCGUGGCCAAGGGCCCAUCCCAGGGGGCAGGAUUGGUUCUACCCCAGUGGGUUUCGUACACAGGGAGCUAAAGCGCCAAAGAGUGGGAUGAAGAGAAAUCCCCAGGUGGCUGUUACCAGACGAUAAUGAGAGGAGGGGGGAGGGGCCAGGCUGCGGAGCCUGAAUUAGCCGCCCUGGCAGAACAAUGGCACUGGGGCCAAUUCUGUAUAAAUGAUGCCAACAGCUGAGGGGGCGUGAAGGCCAGUGCACUGGAUGGUACGCAAUGCAGUCGCUGCCCCUUCCGCCCCGUCUCGCCAUGCCUGCCCGGAAUGCCCUCUGCAAUUCCAGCCUCCUGCACAUGCCCUGCAGGUGGCCUGCCCAGUCCCUCCCUCCCCAGCUCUCUCCUGGCACAUGGCAGUCGCCUGACAGGCCCCAUCUCUGAUGCCUUCCUCGGUUCCAGCCUAACCUGGGAACAGUUUGCAUCUCAGCAUCACAAAUGAAUGAACUGAGCCUCGCAACCAAUGACCUCCCUUUUACUGACGGGGAAACCGAGGCACAGAGCAGGGCAGUGACUUACCCAGGAUCAUGGACCUCCAAGGCCUGCACCUCGGGCACUAGGCCUUGCCUCCUCCCCAUGUGUUCUGUCCACCAACAGCCCCUCUCCCUCACCCCUGUUUGGGGGGAGGGAUAGCUCAGUGGUUUGAGUAUUGGCCUGCUAAACCCAGGGUUGAGAGUUCAGUCCUUGAGGGGGCCAUUUAGGGAUCUGGGGCAAAAAUUGGGGAUUGGUCCUGCUUUGAGCAGGGGGGUACACUAGAUGACCUCCUGAGGUCCCUUCUAACCUUGAUAUUCUAUGAACACAUGCACCUCACAGCAUAACCAGACAUUGCAACACUACACCGGAGAGCAUCCAAGGCUUAGCUAACCCAGAUGAGCCCGGCCCCUGGAGCACUGACAGCAGGAGCCAAGUACGCAGGAGCAAAUCCUUCUAUUUUAUAUACGGAUUUUAUAUAUAUGUAUGUAUUUGUAUAUGGUUUAUAUUAUAAAUAUAGAGCUAUGGGCCCAGGCGA
Molecule: messenger RNA, 3893 nt
Organism: Chelonia mydas (Green sea turtle)
Lineage: Eukaryota; Metazoa; Chordata; Testudines; Cheloniidae
Gene: CCDC102A
Product: coiled-coil domain containing 102A
Exons: 10
Coding region: 955-2610 (551 amino acids)
Cellular component (GO): myosin complex
Source: RefSeq, a predicted model, not a curated record